This is a messenger RNA of Nematolebias whitei (Rio pearlfish), 1593 nucleotides long. RefSeq names its product excision repair cross-complementation group 8 (gene ercc8). Gene Ontology annotation, biological process: transcription-coupled nucleotide-excision repair; proteasome-mediated ubiquitin-dependent protein catabolic process; protein polyubiquitination. Lineage: Eukaryota; Metazoa; Chordata; Actinopteri; Cyprinodontiformes; Rivulidae. Bases 308 to 1513 code for a protein of 401 amino acids. Gene Ontology annotation, molecular function: protein binding. Gene Ontology annotation, cellular component: Cul4A-RING E3 ubiquitin ligase complex; nucleotide-excision repair complex. The transcript has 12 exons. The record is from RefSeq and is a predicted model, not a curated record.
CAGUCAGUAUUAGCCAACAUGGUGUCCAUUUGUUUAGACUGAACAGGGAGCUAGAAGAAAAUAAACACAAAACCCCCAACAAAAUUACAGGAAUGAUUCCCUGGACACAUUUUAAAGAUGCGUUAGGUGUUAAUACAUAUCUUAGCAUAACAUAUUAUUUUGACAAAUAGGCAGCUAUUUUUCACGAAUUGGAAUAUAACUUAUUGUGGGGAACAUGUUAGCCUUUGAGCUAGUAGGUCAAUUACCAGUAGCUCAUAUUAUUAUUAUUAUUGAAUAGUUAAUACAAGUUUCCCCUUAACUUGAAGCUAUGUUGGGAUUUCUGACAGCAAGACAAGCUGGUCUGGAUGAUCCUAUGCGACUGAGACGAGCAGAGUCAACGAGAAGGAUUCUUAGUCUGAAGUUAAAUCCUGACAGAGAUGUGGAUCGAAUUCAUGGAAAUGGUAUUAAUACCAUAGAUAUUGAAACAAUUGAAGGCAGAUACAUGUUGUCUGGAGGUGCUGAUGGUGUAAUUGUCAUCUAUGACCUGGAGAACUACAGUCGGAAACAGCAGUACACCUGUAAGGCAGUCUGUUCAGUAGGCAGAUCAAGCCGACACGUCCACAAAUUCAGUGUUGAGACAGUCCAGUGGUAUCCUUAUGACACUGGCAUGUUUGUCUCUAGUUCCUUUGACAAGACCAUGAAAGUUUGGGACACGGAGACUUUGAAGCCUGCUGAAGUGUUUGAGUUUGAAGGUAAUGUCUACAGUCACCACCUGUCCCCCAUCGCCAGGAAGCACAGCCUCAUUGCAGUUGGCACCACAAACCCUAAAAUCCAACUUUGUGACUUGAAGUCUGGUUCAAGGAUUCAUGUUCUCCAGGGUCACAGAGCAGAAGUGCUGUCUGUGUGUUGGUCGCCCCGAUACGAGCAUAUCUUAGCCACUGCCAGUGCGGACAGCAAGGUGAAGGUAUGGGAUGUGCGUCGAGCUUCAGGUAGUCUCUUCACUUUGGAUCAGCACAACGGAGAGAAGUCAAAAGCCUCUUCAGAAACAGUCAACACAGCUCAUAAUGGCCGAGUGAAUGGUCUCUGCUUUACUUCUGAUGGUCUCUACCUUCUAACCACUGGAACGGAUGACCGCAUGAGAUUAUGGAAUAGUGCUAGUGGGGAAAACACACUGGUAAAUUAUGGAAAGGUUUGUAAUGAGAGUCGUAAAAAGCUGCAGUUCACCGUGUCUCGUGGCUGCAGCCCGGAGUUUGUGUUUGUGCCCUGCGGCAGCUCGGUGGCCGUCUAUGCCCUCCAUACGGGAGAACUUGUCACGAUGCUUAGGGGUCACUACAAUAAUGUGGACUGCUGCCAGUUCCACCCAGACUAUCAGGAGCUGUAUAGUGGAGGUAAAGACAGUAACAUUCUGGCCUGGGUUCCUGUCCUUCGUACCCCAGACGUGGAAGAAGAGUCAAAUCAUGACACAAAGGGUGCUGCUGGACCGUCUGCUCUGAACCCUUCCUUUCAGGACACCUGGAGCAGUGACGAAGACUAACGCAGACAUUUUUAAUCUGUUUACAUUAUACGCAACAAAUUAUAGGGGCUUGCCCUAAUUUUGGGGUUUAGUGACUAUAA